GCUGCCUCGAGUCUCAACAACCAUGGCGCGUCGACUCUCGGACCCGUAUUUGACGCAGCGCUCCGAAGAUGACUUCUUCUCCAGCACCGUCAAGUACGACUGGUGCGGCGAGGCCCUGGAGCUCGAGCGCGCGCUCCCAUCAUCGACCGGCGUUCUCCACCUGAUUUGGACGAGUGGCCGCCUCGGCCUCACCUUUGGCACGGACGCGUACACCGGGGCAGUCGUCGUCAAACGCGUGGCGCCCGACGGCUUUGCAGCGCAGUCGAGUGUGUACCCCGGGUGCCGCCUCGAGUCGGUCAACGGCGUCGACGUGACGGCUGCCAACUAUGACGAGACCAUGCUGCUGCUCGCGACGGGCACCGACACGGGCAAGCCGCAGCGCCUCUUCUUCAGCCCCCGCCCGGCGCCGCUCUUCAUGCGCAGCGUGUCGCUCACGAGCCCGUUGGCGCUCGCCGGUGUCUCGACCAACCAUGUGCUGGCCGCCAUCAACGGCAUCGACACCACCCACAUGAGCAUGGACGACGCCCACUUCGUCCUGCGCGAAUCCGAAAAGCCGUGCGCGCUGUCCUUUAUCUACGUCGACCGGCCGGUGGCCCGAUACCGCGCACGCUCGAGCGCGUCGUCGACCGAAUUCUCGACCACGUCGUCGCUGACCGCUGCUCUCCUCGCAGGCCUCGCGACCCUCUAAAAUAUGUUGACGUAACCCAAGACAAGUUGUCUAUUUUAAAUACCCGGU
This is a messenger RNA of Saprolegnia parasitica CBS 223.65, 736 nucleotides long. RefSeq lists its product as hypothetical. The transcript has a single exon. Bases 23 to 688 code for a protein of 221 amino acids. The record is from RefSeq and is a predicted model, not a curated record. Gene Ontology annotation, molecular function: protein binding. NCBI's taxonomy places the organism in Eukaryota, Oomycota, Saprolegniomycetes, Saprolegniales, Saprolegniaceae.